Molecule: messenger RNA, 1139 nt
Organism: Spizellomyces punctatus DAOM BR117
Lineage: Eukaryota; Fungi; Chytridiomycota; Chytridiomycetes; Spizellomycetales; Spizellomycetaceae
Exons: 2
Coding region: 578-1036 (152 amino acids)
Source: RefSeq, a predicted model, not a curated record
GCUCUUCACCUUCUUUUAUGUUUUCCUCGGCGUUUCGUCACACUACCGCCACUAGUUCCGUCUCCCCCCGUCUCCCACUGCAUGGGUAUAAGUAAAGGGCUGCUGCUUCCUCGUCUCUCCUUCAACAAUUCAUACCCCGCAAUCUGCAGAUACAAAUCAACUUUCUUUAAAAACAUCAACUCUGUUCACGCACAUCCAUGGACACAAUGAACGCAGCAAUGUCAGGUGCGGCUCAGUCCGUUGCAGACGCAGCACAAACCGUCCACGCAUCUACUCCAACGAGCGGAGCAGGAACACCUCUGAUGAACCUGGCCACCUAUCUCCUCUACAUUGAAUGUGCACUGAUCAUUUUGUUGAGUGUGCCCGUAUACGUUCCCUACCGCAAGCAAUUGAUGGAGUGGAUUCAUUAUUCACCAAGCCUUUGGAAAUUCCGGGUCAUUAUAUUUUGCAUUAAUGCUUUCGUGGCUGUUUACUCGGCGACACAUACCUCCGCCUCAAUCGCGUCACGCACCAAAUUGCAGCAAUUCAAGCUGCCCAUGCACAAGCUGUCACUGGAAUCCCGACCGCUGGCGCUACUAUGGCAAAAGCAGCUGGAUCUCUUGCCGGAGCAACAACGGGCUCCCCCAUCGACGCGAGUAGCCACAUCGCCAACCUAAACGAUCUUUACACCGCCCGAUUCCGUGGUCAACGUGACUUUUAUAUCCUCGCCUUCACUCUUUUCUGCUCAACAGUUCUCUACCAACUUCAUAUGCUACUCAUCAAGAUGGACAAGUACCGUUUGCAGCGCAACGAAUUGCGAAGCAAAAUGUCGCCGCGCAAAGAUUCAGCCUCCUCAUCAAGCAAGACAACGGGUGUUGUAGAGGGGCUUUCAAAGACCGUCAAAGAGGCAAGCAGUAAGGUUGUAGACAAGGUUGACGCCAUUCUGCAUCACGGUGCGGCGACCGCUGCCAAUGGCACUUCUCCUGCGAUAGGAGCCGCUCCAGCAGAACCCGGUGUUGCUCAAAAGCGUACUGUUUUUGUAACGAAGGAGGAAUGAAGAAUGGGGAUGAGUGGGAAGGAAGGUUUUAAUUUUGUUCUUGAAUUGUGAAGUUUGUUGUGAAUUAAUUUUCCUGUCAAUAUAAUUGUCAACCUUUUUAUUC